CCCCGCCCCCAGCCCAGGUCCUGGCCGCUGGGACCCCGUCCCCAGCCAUUGCCCGGAAGAUGCUACCGCUGCGCUGUGGUUCCCGCCACCACCUCCUCCUCCUGCUGCUGCUGCUCCUGGCGCCCCUGCUGCCCUCGCCGUCUGCGGCCAGCGCCCCCGAGCCCCCGCGCCCCGCCAUCGCCCUGCUGCAGGCGCUCGGGCUGCGUGACGCGCCCCGGGGCGCCCCCAAGGCCCGUCCUGUACCUCCGCUCAUGUGGCGCCUGUUUCGCCGCCGCGACCCCCAGGAGGCCAGGGCUGGCCCGCGACGGAAGUCCCCAGGGGCCACCCCGAGACCGUGCCACGUGGAGGAGCUGGGGGUUGCCGGGAACAUCGUGCGCCACAUACCGGACCGCAGUGCGCCCGCUCGGCCCCCGGAGCCCUCCUCGGCCUCGGAGCCGUGUCCCGAGCAGACCGUGGACUUCGACCUGUCGGCUGUGGAGCCCUUGGAGCAUGCGAGUCUCGCUCGCCUGGAGCUGCGCUUCGAGGCGGCGGGGCCGGGGGUGGCACCCGGCAGCGGCUGGGAGCUGAGCGUGGCGCGCGCGGGCCCCGGGCCGGUGCUGCUGCGCCAGGAGGUGCGCGCCCUGGGGCCGCCGGUGCACGCCGAGCUGCCGGUCGCCGCCUGGGCCCCGCACGCGCCCACGCCGCGCAGCCUCAGCCUGGUGCUGGUGUUGCGCCCCCGAGCGCCUGCCGCCUGCGCGCGCCUGGUCGAGGCCGCGCUGCUGCUGGUGACCCUAGACCCGCGCCUGUGCCACCCCCUGGCCCGGCCCAGGCGCGAGGCCGAGCCCACGGCGGGCGGCGUCCCCGGCGGCGCAUGUCGCGCGCGACGACUGUACGUGAGCUUCCGCGAGGUGGGCUGGCACCGCUGGGUCAUCGCGCCGCGCGGCUUCCUGGCCAACUACUGCCAGGGCCACUGUGCGCUGCCCGCCGCGCUGCCAGGGCCCGGGGCGCCUCCCGCGCUCAACCACGCCGUGCUGCGCGCGCUCAUGCACGCGGCCGUGCCCGGCAACGGCGGCCUGCCCUGCUGCGUGCCCGCGCGCCUGUCGCCCAUCUCCGUGCUCUUCUUUGACAACAGCGACAACGUGGUCCUGCGGCACUAUGAGGACAUGGUGGUGGACGAGUGCGGCUGCCGCUGACAGCAGGGGCCCCC
Heterocephalus glaber (naked mole-rat) is the source of this 1186-nucleotide messenger RNA. RefSeq names its product growth differentiation factor 1 (gene Gdf1). Gene Ontology annotation, cellular component: extracellular region. NCBI's taxonomy places the organism in Eukaryota, Metazoa, Chordata, Mammalia, Rodentia, Bathyergidae. Gene Ontology annotation, molecular function: growth factor activity; cytokine activity. The record is from RefSeq and is a predicted model, not a curated record.